AUGGUAGAACUAGCCUUAAGAAAUAAAACAGCUGAGAUUUUAAGCAAAUCAAACAAUCCAGAAAUUGAGAUGGAUUUCAGAGCAAAUUGUUCAGUGAGUCAAAUUAAUCCUAGUCUUCAUGGCCCACCACUAAUGCAAGCUUACCAAGAUUAUCUUAAUUCUUGUCAGCAUGGAACAUCUCUUUAUAAUCUUAAACGUGAUAAUGAGGAAACUGAUUUAAUUGUUUAUAACACUGAAACUAAAACCCAAGAAGUCAAAACCUUGCAGACUCCACAACCACUAGACUUAUCAACUUCCAUAACUCAACUUCCAAAUGGCAAGCUAUUCUGUUUUGGUAAUUGUGUACUUUCUGGAUAUACAGUACUAAUUGAUACAAAUGGUGGAAUCGAAGUGCUGCCGUCUGGAACUCCUUGUGAAUGAUCAUCAUGCAUCUAUUUCAACAACAGCGUCUAUUGCUUUGGAGGAGAUAAUGAAGGUACUUUAACUCUAUCUAGUAGAUUUGAUUUGAUUAGAGAUCGAUGAAUUAAAUUAACUCCGAUGCCAAAAUCUAAUUUCAAGUGCAAUAGUAUAAUAUUUAAUGGAAAUAUUUUGAUUUCUGGAUAUUAUUAUAGAAGAAAUCUUUUGCUAUACUCAAUUGAUAUUGACUCUUUCUCGACAAUUCCUUAUGAGUUUGCUACAUGGAAAAGAAAGGUUCUGAUAAAUGCAGAGAGACUUUAUUUGAUUGAAUGUGAUAAUAGAGGAGAUAUCUAUGAAAGCGAAAUUGGAAGUUACAUGAAUUGGAGACCAAUAGGAAAAACAACAAAAAUCAAUUGCAGAGCUGAUCAAGUGUAUUGUUCAUAUAAUAAAGGAGAAAUAUAUAUUGGAAUAGAUGGAUCUUACUACUUCAAGUUUGAUUUGAAUGAAAAGAGAUUGAAUGAAUUAAAAAUCUAA
This is a messenger RNA of Blepharisma stoltei, 930 nucleotides long. NCBI's taxonomy places the organism in Eukaryota, Ciliophora, Heterotrichea, Heterotrichida, Blepharismidae. The record is from the annotation of a GenBank genome assembly.